Messenger RNA from Pectinophora gossypiella (pink bollworm), 4603 nucleotides. It is a transcript of the gene dor, whose product is annotated as vacuolar protein sorting-associated protein 18 homolog. The transcript is spliced from 9 exons. The coding region runs from base 208 to 3123 and encodes 971 amino acids. Lineage: Eukaryota; Metazoa; Arthropoda; Insecta; Lepidoptera; Gelechiidae. Gene Ontology annotation, cellular component: endosome; HOPS complex. The record is from RefSeq and is a predicted model, not a curated record. Gene Ontology annotation, molecular function: protein-macromolecule adaptor activity. Gene Ontology annotation, biological process: endosome organization; intracellular protein transport; organelle fusion.
UGUGUCGAUUACAAUUUGUCACUGAAACGGGGAGUUGGUAUUUUUGUUUCGUGAUCUUGUGCGUGAGUUUUAUUUCACAGCCGAAUAGACGUUAACACGCAUCUUUAUAUACUAGCAAAACAUGAUACUAUAGUGAUUAAAGUAAGCACUAACAAAAAGUUUGGUGAAGUGUUUUGUAUUGGGUUUCGUAAAUCAACAACUAACAAAAUGACUUCAAUUUUUGAUCAAUACGAGCAAGCAUCCCAGGUUUCGCAGCGAGCGAAGCCUUUGUCGGAGCCGAUGACAUCCUCCGGGUACAUUACCAUGCAGGUCGAGGACAAUACGCCGAUGUUUUCCAAGCAGAAGAUGAAUUUGACUCCUUCAGACACUAUUACUCAUAUCGCUGUUGCUAGUGACUACCUUGUCCUUGCCAUGGCCAAUGGGAAGCUGUUUAGGAUGGAUCUGAGGAUGCCUGAUAAUGCUGAAGAAAUCCAAUAUUCGAAAUACGUUCAGCAAAAUACGAAGCUCACCGGCAUAUUCCUCGAUCCCUUAGGCCAGCACCUUCUACUGGCAUUCGCAGCUAGAAAUAAAGAAGGCAAUCCUGAACUAGUCUACCUUCACUGCAAGAGCUCUAAGCUAAAAUGUGUUACGAAGUCAAGAAACUUUGAAGUGACAGAAGUUGGCUGGAACUAUGAGAAUUUCUCAGAAGUUACUACUGGUCCGAUCUUGCUGGGUACAUCCCAGGGGCACAUCAUAGAAACUGAGCUGGAAGCUGAUAGCGAUAAGUCUUUUACCGCAAGCCAGCAAUAUUGGAGACAGAUAUUCGACAUUGGUCGAGGCGCGGAGACGCCAAUAACAGGCUUGCAGUUCCACCGAGUGGGGAACACAAGUAAAUACUUCAUAUUUGUGACCACUCCAACAAGAUUGUACCAGUUCAUAGGCCAUGCAGUGACCACGGAUGGGAAGCCGUCACUCCAGUCCAUAUUCCAUCAGUAUCUGACCACACCAGAAACCAGUUUCCAAGAAAUACCGUCGACAUUGAAGUAUUCUAAACUGCAGUUCUUCCUUGAUAAAUUCAAUACGCCGAAAAUGUUCGCCUGGCUGACUGAACCUGGGAUAUUUUAUGGACAGUUGGAUCCUAUAUCUCAACAAAAUUCAAACUCCCUUUUCACACAAGGUGAACUAAUCAACUACCCCACAGAAAACGAGGCUAAAGAAAAGUCCCCACUGGCUUUCGUCCUUACGGAAUUCCACGCGCUUAUCAUGUACUCCGAUAAAGUGAAAGCGAUAUCUUUACUGAACCAGGAAUUAGUAUACCAAGAUCACUAUUCAGAAGCUCAUGGGAAGUUGAAGAAUAUAGUCAAGGACCCAUUAAGGAGGACGAUCUGGGCAGUGACAGACAAAACGGUCUUCCGAUACAAGGUGCUAAGAGAAGAACGCAAUGUCUGGAGGAUAUACUGCGACAAAGAACAAUUCGACCUCGCUAAAGAGUACUGCUUCAACAACCCUGCGUUUGUCGAUAUAAUAAAUGUGAAACAAGCAGAGUUACUGUUUUCCAAAGGCGACUACGAAAAAAGCGCGGAGAUAUUCGCCGAGACGCAAAGCAGCUUCGAAACGAUCUGCCUGAAGUUCCUAGAAGUUGAUCAGAUAAAUGCCCUGAAAGUGUAUCUGGGAAAACGUCUGGAUGUUUUGAAGGAAGAUGAGAAAACUCUCACAUCAAUGAUAGUUAUUUGGAUGACUGAACUGUACCUGUCCCAGUUAGGUCUCCUGAGACGGACUGGAAACGAGGAGUCGCACGAAUACCGGCAGAUACAAAGUGACUUUGAAGUCUUUCUUCUUCAGCCCAAAGUAGUGAAAUGUAUGCAGCACGUGAAAUCUGUCAUUUACGACUUGAUGUCUUCGCACGGAGACAAACAGAAUUUGAUCAAGCUCACUAUAAUAAACGAAGACUACGAAAACGUCGUGUCACAGCACAUUUACAAGAAAUCCUACUUGGAAGCUUUGAACACUCUUCAGACUUUGAAAAAGCCAGAGUUGUUUUACCAGUUUGCUCCAACGUUGAUGGAGGAGUCUCCAAAACACACAGUAAACGCUUUGAUUUCCCAGGGUAUGCGGUUGAGUCCUACAAAGUUGCUCCCAGCGUUUCUCUCGUGUGAGAAUGAUGAGGCCCAUGUGUCAGAAAUUAUUAGAUAUUUGGAGUUUAUGGUGCAGAACUUCAAUGUGAAAGACAAAGCUAUCCACAACUACCUUCUGACGCUGUAUGUGGAACAUGACAACACGUCGCUGAUGCGGUAUCUGGCCAGGCAAGGCCAGGAUGCGGCCUUGGUCAAUUAUGAUGUUCAUUAUGCUCUAAGACUGUGCCGCGAGAAGAACGUACCCGAGGCGUGCGUGAAGCUGUCCGCGCUACUGGGGCUGUGGGAGACGGCGGUGGAGCUGGCGCUCACCGUGGACCUGGCGCUGGCCAAGAGUGUCGCCGACCUGCCUGACUCCGUGGACAUGCAGCGGCAACUGUGGCUUAGCAUCGCGGAGCACGUGAUAACCAAAGAGCAGGACUUGAAGCAGGCGAUGUCCUUCCUGGAGGAGUGUCCGCUGGUCAAGAUAGAGGACAUCUUGCCCUUCUUCAGCGACGUGGUCACCAUCGACCACUUCCGGGAGCCCAUCUGCCAGUCGCUGCAGGAGUAUAACAAUCAAAUAGAAGAACUGAAAGCUGAAAUGGAAGAGGCUACACGAUCGGCGGAAUACGUCCGCGGAGAGAUCCAAUCGUUCCGCAACCGCAGCGUGUUGGUCUCAGUAACGGACGCGUGUUGUCUGUGUGAAAUUUCUUUGCUUCUGCGCCCCUUCUACCUGUUCCCCUGCGGGCACAAGUUCCAUAGCGACUGUCUGUUGAGCGAGACGCAGCCUAUAUUGGCACCAGCCCGCCGCAGCAAACUAACAGACCUACAACGCCAACUGUCAGUAUUAUCGAAUAUAGAGUUGAACACUGUCACUUCCACUGGGCUGCCUCUGAGAGAAGUCUUGAAGAACGAGAUAGACGACCUUGUUGCAAGCGAGUGUCUCUUCUGCGGCGAGUACAUGAUCUCUUGCAUCGACAAGCCGUUCAUACCGCCUGAAGAUUGGGAUAGAGUGCUGAAGGAAUGGGAGUGAUUUGUGACUUUAUCUAUUGACUUGAAGUUGAUAAGAGUGAUGCAUUAAUGAUAUGGGUACAGUCAUGCAUGAGCAAUAUAAUGUACCCACUUUAGGACUUUGUCGCAUUAACAUAUUUGACAUUUAGUGAGAUUUACAGUUCAAUUUGUCAAAAAAGUUAAUGUGACAUGGUACCAAAGUGGAUACAUAUUAAUGCUCGUGACCGUACCUAUUCUGGGAGAUGCCAGCUUAAUUUUAAUUCGACAUCUCUUAAAUCAGUGCCGUCCUUCAUUUACAAUAGGAACAAGAAAAAGAUGGAAAUACUUUUAGUUACAACAACCUAAGCUACAACGUAGCAUAGCUUACGAGUAGUCAGAGGUACAUCCAUCGUAACCAUAGAUUGUCAACCGUAUCGUCACAGUUUCAACUCUGUCAAAUUAAGCUAAAAUUAAGUUGGUCUGCCCAAAUCGGACCUAGUGAUGUGCUUUAUAGUUCUUGCGCUCUAUAUACCUUAUAAUGAAUUGUAAUCAGGUAAUUUUAUGAGUUGUUUAGUAUUUUCAUUUUCUCAAAUGGGAAGGCAAUGGAAUACAGCCAUACAGCCUGGUCUGCAGUUCAAGUUCUUUAAUGGCAGUUGUUAGGAGACGAUGCACCCUACCUCCUGUCAAUGUAAUUUAAAUGUCACAAGAACCUUCUCGACUAUUUGUGUUUAAGUUGGCAUUGGCAGUAAUGGUAGUCUCUUCUCUAUGACGACCGGUUGCCAUACAACCAUAAAGUUGAAGUUUUUAAGUUUUUCGUCGUUUCCCACCUCACUAUGGCGCAGGCGCAAAUACUUUUAGAAAAAAGGCACGUCUACCGCUCGGUAAAAAUGUAAAUGCUUUUUGUUGAAAUCGAAAUAUUUUUGUAUAAUUUGAGUAAGAAAAUAAUUUGUAAAUAGUCUGCAUAUUUUUUUUAUUUAGUAAUACAUGUUAAUGCUUUUUAUUAAUUGCUGCGUCCUGUGAUAUUUAAGUUCGUCUCUAUAUAAUCUCUAUGCAAUCUGUGUAUUUAUAUAAUAUAUAAAAAGCUUAUGUACCAAAUUAACUAUAAAUUUUGAGGAACUGAUAGUUUAGGUACAUAUUGGUGCAGAUACCAGUACACACCUUCUAAUUUUUUAUCUGUCUUUUUCUUAUCCACCGAAAAGGAAAGGGACGGCUAAUCGACAGGCAUAAAAUUUAUGGAACACGUCAAUUUUAGGCAGUUCAAACAACCCUCUCAAAAUUUUACAUUUAACCCGACAGAUUUAAGUUGACCGCACACGUCAAACGGAUUGCAUAUCAGUGAGAUGACUAUUUGAUUCACCCGGGUUAUACAUUUAAUUUUUUAAAUUAACAUCUGUAUCACGCGUCCCUUUUCUUUUCGGCGGAUAAGGAAAUGACAGGUAUAACUUUAAUUAAGAUUAGGAGGUGUCUGCAGGAACCAGGCCCAUUAUAAAGUGCAUAUUAUUUUGUAAAGUUAUGAAAUGUAA